Molecule: messenger RNA, 17389 nt
Organism: Topomyia yanbarensis
Lineage: Eukaryota; Metazoa; Arthropoda; Insecta; Diptera; Culicidae
Exons: 13
Coding region: 1593-4922 (1109 amino acids)
Cellular component (GO): plasma membrane
Molecular function (GO): protein binding
Source: RefSeq, a predicted model, not a curated record
GGUUCCGUCUGGACGUGCUGGGGACGUUUUACUCGGGACUGUUUGCAUUGCGCGUGUUUUCCACGAACCAAGAUCACUUGGGAGUUCGACAGUCUGCAAGCGAUUUCUUUGGCUUGGGAUCAACCGUGUUUGACGACGCCGGGCAUGACAACGACUAGGACGACGAAUGGUUUUGUCUUACUGUAAAGAGCAAACUUGAUUUUACUCCGAGGCGAUAUUCAAUUUUGUUCCCGCUCCGGGUGCGGCAAAAUCAAAUAAACAGACAUAGAUUAAUUUCCGGUUCAGUGCUACGGAAAUGUGAGUUGCUAGACCCGACUGUGGCUUCUUCUAGAUUGGUUUUGCACCACGUGCUUGUCUUUGGAUCGAGACGAUUCAGCGCCUGAUGUUAGGAAACUUUUUCUGAUAUCUUGGCUGAGAUAGAUGAUAUUUACACCUGGACAUAUUUCGACGCUCCCACCGUGAACGGAAGCGCAAGACUGUGGGCAGGGGAAAUUAACUCGUCCGGGAAAUCGUGAUUAAUACUCUCCGGCGUGAGAAAGAAGAUACAAAUCGGUGGGAAACGGUACAACGAAGGACGAGAAAACCCUCCGGAGAACAGAGAAGUGUCAAGGUUUUCCUUUCUGGUUGACCGAGAAAAGCAAACAAUAAAAUAUAAAUAAAUUAGAAAAUCAAGAUAAACUCACCGGAAAUAGAAGUCAUAUAUACAAUUCCAGCCGGAACGAUUGUGUUUCGGUUUGGGUUGGUGAAAAUUAAAUUAUUCCGUUCACGGUUUAAUUCCCGAAAUUGUGUUUCCACGGGAUAGUUCGGCAGUCCAAGUGUGUGUCUGUGUGUUUACGUAUCUGACAACAAAUAACCUUCCAACACAGCAACCGGUUCAAGCUUUCGUGCUGUGACUGAGGUCGGAAGGAAGUGGCUUGUGGCUGGUUUUCUUGAACGAACAUCAACUGCGGCAAAAUAAUAAAAAAAUAAAAAUAAACAGCAUAAAGUGAGAGUGCUGUGAGUAAAGUGGUUUGGUGGUUUUUUUUUCUGCCGGCUGGUUGAAGCAUAGAAAUUUAAAUUCGUACGAAUUAAAUUUCAGUUUGAUAUAAACUGAAAGUGCAGGACGGGGACAUCCGGGAGCGAAGUACAACGAAGGUUCACGUGAAGUAGCAAAAAAAGGUGGAAGAGUGUGUCACCGGGUCGUGUUUUAUGUGCGAUGUAAUUUUGUAACGUUCCGUUGUUGUCGACCAAAAAAGAAAGUGGUUGGCUGUGGUACAAGUGAGGACACUGGUGAGGAGUGAGUGUGAGUGUGUGCGGAAGUAGGUGGAAAAUUUCUUGAAAACCUGGUGAAAUUACGAUUGGUACGUGCCCGUUUAUUUCAUUUCUUCCGGAACACGCUGAAGGAACAUACCUGAGUAAUAUAUUGCAGGAACGUGGCAUCUAGGAGAAGGGCGCUACAGUUACAGGUACGCCCAUGAUUGACAUCCUUCGCCAUUAACCAUUUCCUGUCGUUGUCAAGGAACUUUGCUGUUAUUAGCAGCCCGCAAUUUAAACCAAUCAAUUUCUUCAUUCCCGGAAUGGCUUACUGAAUCAACAAAAUAAGAGAUUCUCGGAUGGAUGAGUGGAAAUACUUAAUAGCGCUUCUGCUGGCGCUCUUAAGUUAUCGACUCCCAACGGUAGACUCCAACAGCGGAAAUGGAUCCAGCGGAGGAGGCGGAGAAGGAACAGUCGUUGGGGCUGGCGGAAUGUCCGGCAUGUCCCGGCCAGGCCGUGAACGAUCGACGUCCCAGGCGAUAGCUUUGCUUUCGUCAGCAUCGAUAGUGGCAGCGUUGGCUGCACGAAAUAGUAACAACAAUAAUAAUAAUAACAAUAACAACAACAACGCUGCCGUAGGAAAUUCCGGUGGCCAUGGCAGCUCGAAUGGGGCCUCGGUCAGUCGUUGUAAUUUGGCACAGUUUCGAUGUGGCAACGGGACCUGCAUCUCGUCGGCUAAAUUUUGCGAUGGCAACUUCGAUUGUCUCGAUAAAAGCGAUGAGCCCAAGUUCUGUACAGCAUGCAACCGAACGCUGUACGGCGAAGUCGGACGAACUUACGAACUCCAACUGCAGCCCCACCAGUUGCAACAGUUUCUACUGCAGCAGCAACAGCUGCACAAUUCGCAAAAUGCAUAUCCUUUCCUGUGCCACCUCAACUUCACCGCCCCCGGGGGGUCGUACGGCGAUAUUGUUCAGCUUAAUUUCGCCAAAUUCAGCAUCGGGAAAUUUCUGCCCAGCAUGGAUGCGAGCGGAAUGUUGAGUGGUGGCCAGCAUGGUGGCCACUCGGACUAUCAACAGCAAUAUCAGCAGCAUGAAUCGUGCGCGGAGGGAUUUAUGACGAUUCGGGAGCAAGGAUUGCCCAACCUGGACGGAAAGUGGUGCGGAACGGCUUCCGGUUAUACGAUCUACUACAGUGAGACCCGAUCGGUUAACGUGAGCGUAUGGCUGGAUCGGUUGCCGGGGUUCGGCGCCGGCGAAGCAGGUGGUUCCGGUGGUCCGGGGAGCGGACUGGAGUUUAGACUGAUUUACAAGUUUCUUCGGCAUAGUGAUGCGAAGCUGAGGUACGAUAACAGGAUAUGGAAUGGUGACCUCGUUCCGGAAACGUACUGCAAUAGAAAUUUUUAUGACUGCGACAAACGGAUCUGCCGAAUACGAUCGCCCAACUAUCCCGGCAUUUAUCCACGCAAUUUAACCUGUAAAUAUUAUAUCAAUCAUCGGACUCCGCCUAGCGGCCUGCACGCCAUGAUCGUUCUGCGUCAGCCGGAUGGGCAUAAAUUAAACAUAAAGGAACAGGCGACACAUCACGAGGCGAGCAAUAGGAUUUUAAGGAGUUGGGAACAAUGCGAUGUCCAGCAGGACUAUCUCACGAUUCAUGAUGGCAAGUCGCUGGAGGCACCUGAACUCGGCAGAAUUUGUGGCGGUGAAGCUCUACCGGAUAUUGUCUCCAGUGGUUCGGAUAUGACGGUGUUCUUCAGGACUUCACCAUAUGACGUUCCUUUUCACCCAAAUCCAGUUACAUUUCUACCAGGGUUCGAGUUGGAGGUUCAUGUUCUCUACGUCAACUCCAACUCCCAGUCCUACAUUCGACAGCCGGGUCGGUGCGAGUUUUCAAUCAGCGCAUUCGAGAGUCAAACCGGAGAACUGGAAAGCCCGCAGCACACUCUUCCACCGGAAAGCUCUUGCAUCUACCACUUCCAAGGGCGUCGUCACGAAACCGUUUGGAUCUCGUUCAUCAAGUACCACUCAGCUAUCGAUCCAACUGGGUUCGAAUCUCCAACGGAAUGCAUCACCCAGCUACGCAUCUGGGACGGUCGAUGGUCGGUCACCUCGCGACCCUACGUUUUCCUAGGCUCGCAUCCGGAAUACACCAGAAAUGCCAGCUUGAUUGAACAGAUCUGUCGGGAGGAGGUACCUCGGCUAUGUUCGCGCUCGCUGGUCACGAAAGGUAGUCGACCGUGUGCUACCCAAGAGAGUUACCUAUCAACGGGAUCAGAUCUGACCAUCGAGUACCGUCCAAGUCCCAUCGGAACGGCUCGACUCUAUGGACCUGCUUCGGCGUUCAAAUUACGCUACGAGUUCGUCGAUAACUCACUAGGAGGUGCUCCUCUGGAGCCUUUAGUUGCACCUUCUGCAAUGCCGGAACCAGCUGCAUUGGUUCAAUUCCACCCAAAGUCCUGCGAUCGGGUGUUCCGGUCUUCAUCUGCGUCUCGAGGAAUAUUCCGAUCACCGUCGAAUGUUUUCCUCUACGGAAGAGGUGGAUCUCCCAACAUUUCCUGUACAAUCCGAUUCGAAGCUGGACUUGGCGAAAGUGUCAGACUCUCCAUCACCCGAGCCCGAUUCGGUGGCCGUGGCUGCCAGAACAUGCAAAACCGUGCCGGUCGUUGGCACUGCAAUCAUCACACUGGACCAAUCGCCGAUCUACGGAUCAGUGAGGUGCCCUGGACGGACAUUCCUCCUCUUCCGCGUGACUGUCUAUGCUCGGACGUAUCAACUUCAAUCAAUCUGGCCCCGCUGGCAGCAAGCAUCGUUGAGGUUCGUUUCACAGCCAUGCAGAUGGAGGUGGAUCAGGACUUCCGCGAUUUUUACUUCGAGGGACGAUAUGAGUUUGAGAAAGAUGGUUGUGAAACCGAUUGGAGUGAGCGACGACUUCGUGGUCGUAGCGGAGAUGCUUUUCUUAGACCAACGCCCUGUCCCGCCUUGAUUCAGCCAUGGUUGCUUGAGCCGGAUACCGAUGGAAGCUAUUUAGUGCUGAAGAUGAAGGGAUUCUGGAUGCCACCACUUCUACACUCUGCUCCUCCUUGUCCAACGGAUUCGAGGAUCACGGUUUACUCCACCAAUAAUCCGAAAAAUUCUCGCGAUUUGUGCCCAUCCGGUCCGGAUGUAGUAGCUUUCUCCGACGGUUGGGACAGUGCAUACGAAUUCAGUGCCCUGGAAAUCUCCAAAAGCCUGAUAAUCGAGUUCAAAAGUUCGCGAAAGCCUCGAGAUAUCGAAGGAAACGAGUACAAAUUCUCCUGGAUGGAAAUCUACCCCGGCAAUGACUGCCCAUACAAAUGUCAGGAACUGCAAGCGUGCAUCCCCUCGGAGCUCUGGUGCGACGGCAAGAUCCAUUGUCCCUCCGGACAGGACGAAAGUACCAGCGAGUGUGACAUUAGACUUCCGCUGUCACCGCUGCACGUGGGUAUUGCAGCCGCGACGUUAACUCUGUUUCUAUCGUUGGCGGCCGGGCUGACGGCUUGUGCCCGAAGGAAACGAGUCGAACAGAAGCAGCAACUGCAGAGCCAUCUGGACUCGAACGGUCACUAUCCGCACCAUCCGGCGUACCCGCACACCAAUCCGCACCAUCACAUGGCCAGCAGUCACGCCCUGACGCCGAUCUAUCUGGACCCGACCAAGGAUAGCUUCUGUUGACAGGAGCUGGAGACUUCGGUGUAGCCCAUGCCGAAGUCCCAGGAUUUCUACUACUUCGCGUUCAAUCGCUAGGGUCGUCGCUGGGGGUAGGCAGCUGGGCUCUGAUCGAUCGGCAUCCCGGGAUAGCUCCGCGACGUGAACGAAUUCUGGUGAUAUUUAGUGUAGUGGCCCUGUAAAAAAAUAUGCACGCCAGUAGGGCUGAUGGUUCCGGUGAUUUCGGGAAGGGGAAUUAGAAAAUCAAGCAAGUAAUCUAGUUCGGAGUGAAAUUGGAGAAUGUGACUGUAUUUGUUUGAUGUGUGGGGAAAGGGACUAGAGUAAACAGUGGGCGGAAAACAGGUUAUUGAGCCAAUUGAGAUAAGGAAGGAUAUGCGGUGUGUCAAAUGGAUGCCUGUUGUCAGUUGCAAUACGUUUGACGGUUUACUGGUAGGUGUUUGCUGAUCGGGCUCAAAAUAAUCGGAAACAUAGAUGUCUACAUAAAAAGCCACAAGAGACCGCUCUAUACGGUUAUUCAUAAUACGGAUGAAAAACUACACUAUUAAAAGGAAAAUAUUUUGUUCACAGCGUUAUUCCACCCGUUGAUAUCUCUCUGAUGUGCGAUAAUGAUCAGAAUCAAUUUCUUUCGUAUAUUUGUAGCGUGAUCCUUUUCAAGUUCAACGUCAAAAUAGUUACGUUUUACUGAUAUAUCCUCAAUAUCAGUUAUUCCUGGUUGUUACCGCGACGGUAGCUCUUGGUUACCCUAUACACAGAGAUGCGUCAAAUGCAAUCGACCCAGCAAGCACUGACAGAUAAAAGACGAUCGUGAACAAACAAUAGUCAUAUUAUAUUCCUCUUUGAUUGAAUCAAGAACCAAGAAUUAUUUGAUUUAGAAUAGAAACUUCAUUUACAUUUAUAAUAUUGUUUUCGGUUUGAGACCACAAUACCCGAACUAGAUCAAUCACUGAUGAUUGUGAGUAGAGUGAAAUUAUUAUUGUACCAUUUUAUUAAUAAAUUUUAUUCAGUUGAAGCUGAUCAACACAACCAAACUAGGCCUUUCGAUCUGCUAUCAAAAUUCAGUGAAUUAUAAUUCGUUCAUCGCAACAUUCUUCAAAAUCAUCACCUUAUUGAUAGUAUCGUCACUUGCGAAGCAAGAUGAGCAAACAAUUAAAUGUUGGUAGUCAAGCAGCAGGCCAAGCCGAUAACUUAUUUGGCCAUAUGAACAACUCGAUAUCUGAUCCAAUAGCAGAUGAUCUAUCAACUGACGACAGUGAGUUGAGCGCGAAUAGCACUUGUGCACAGAUCGGGUUUCAUCUAGACCAUCUGCAUGAAAUAAGACGCAUUCGUCUAAAAGCAAUCGAUGAGCGGGAAGCUUUAGAGCUAUUAAUUGAGAAUAAGAAAUAUGAAAUUAGAAAAGCGCAACUAUCUUCGACACUGAAAGUGUACCCUGAAGAGAAUGAGCAAGUGUGUGAGUUGAAUCAAUCUGUAUCGUACCAGCUACCAGAACCAUUUGAAUAUGCUUUGAGUGAUGAGGCGAACAGCACGGUACCACAACAGAGUAUUCAACUUACACCACAACAAAUAGCCUCGCGCCAAGUGUUGACAACGGAUUUGCCAAUAUUCAACGGCAAUCCAGAAGAUUGGCCAUUGUUUUACAGUCAAUAUAAAAUUUCUACUGAGGCUUGUGGAUACUCGAACGCUGAAAAUUUAGUGCGCUUACAACGCUGUUUAAAAGGGAAAGCCUUAGAGUACGUUCGCAGUCGGCUGUUUCUUCCUGAGCUGGUUCCUCGUGUGAUGGAAACACUUCAAAUGUGUUUUGGUCGCCCAGUAUUAAUUAUAAACACUUUAUUAGAUAAAAUUCGCAGAAUUGAUGCCCCUACAAUAGAUAACUUGCAAAGUGUCAUUAAUUUUGGUAUGGCAAUACAGAAUUUAUGUGACCACCUUAUAGCAAUGGAUCAGAAGGAUCAUCUCUCGAACCCAACUCUUUUGCAGGAGCUAGAAGGAAAGCUUCCAGGACAAUUAAGACUUGAAUGGGCCAGGUAUAAACAAAAGAAUCGGUGUGCGGCAUUGAUUUCAUUGAAUAACUACAUGCAAUCUUUAGUUGAAGCCGCAUGUCAAGUUACACAUCGGGAAUCUAUUCAAACUACAGAAUAUGAUAAUAUUUACGACAACAAUAAUGAGAUGUCCAGUUCAAUCUCAUCCAAUGAAGCAAUAAAAAAAUGUUUAGUCUGUAGUCGUGGAAAUCAUCGUAUAGGAGGUUGCGACACGUUCAAAUCCUUUGAAGUAGAGCGCCGUUGGAGAUUAGUUGGAGAUUUGAAACUGUGUAGAUGCUGCUUAAAUCAACAUAACAGUAGAAUGUGCAGGUUUACACGGCGAUGUGGAAUAGAACGAUGCGAGUUGUUACACCAUCCUUUACUCCACCAAUAUCCAAGAGCUUCUAAUUCGCGCGGAAAUGAAUGAACUGUAACAAAUCUUUUCACACUAUGUUACGGGGGUGGGGAUGUUACCGCGACGGUAGCUCUUGGUUACCCUAUACACAGAGAUGCGUCAAAUGCAAUCGACCCAGCAAGCACUGACAGAUAAAAGACGAUCGUGAACAAACAAUAGUCAUAUUAUAUUCCUCUUUGAUUGAAUCAAGAACCAAGAAUUAUUUGAUUUAGAAUAGAAACUUCAUUUACAUUUAUAAUAUUGUUUUCGGUUUGAGACCACAAUACCCGAACUAGAUCAAUCACUGAUGAUUGUGAGUAGAGUGAAAUUAUUAUUGUACCAUUUUAUUAAUAAAUUUUAUUCAGUUGAAGCUGAUCAACACAACCAAACUAGGCCUUUCGAUCUGCUAUCAAAAUUCAGUGAAUUAUAAUUCGUUCAUCGCAACACUGGUGAUCAUGAAAAUGAGUAUUCGAUUAUUUAGUAUCCCUUAAAAGGAAGGUUGUACCGUAUAAAAGAGAAGAAGUUAGAACGAAGACUUUUUUAUGCAAUAACACAUUUCAGAUGUUUGGCAAAAUUCCCCCUAGACUAGUACCUACAAUUCCUCGUUAAUACGAACGGCCGAUAAACUGAAGGUAUCGUGGUCGAUUUCAUUUUCUAGUUACCCGCAGCAUUUUCUGCUAUUUUCGUAUCAUUCAGCUGCGUAGCUCAUAGCACACGAUGAGGUGCCACAUACCACGUUUGAUUCAUCGAAGAAUGGCACAAUUGUAGCGUGAAGUAGCCUUACCUUCAAUUAGCCAAUUCUACAGAAUAGCUCACAUGUUGGGUCUUACGGAAAGAUACUAAUCCUAUCGGUAGCAGUAAGGCGUUUCCCUCCUCAGUGAGUGUUGUCGAGAUAAAACAUUAACGUGUUUAGCAAUACUCUGCCAGAAUGUCUUUCGUGAGAAUUCGCAACCCGGGCACUUCUUUGGUUUUAUACUCACGCAAUUCUUGCUACACCAGAAUCUGUUAAAAUUUCAAGCCAUUGUUGGAGAAAUCUGCAAUUCUCAAUUGAGCGAACGAUUUUGAGUGCUUUAAGAUUUUGUUUCUCGUACUCUGUUGGAGAGAUAGUUUACCUCGGAGUUCACGUUGAAGUUAUGGUUGCGGUCAGCCGUAGGUUCGACCUGGACAAGAGUCAAUCAGAAAACUUGAUGAAAAAACAAGUUUGGCUUGGAGGAUAAAAACCAGGACAAUUCAAGUUUUUUCCUCGGCAUACCAGGACACCUUGAUAACUUUUGGAUGGCAGUCUGGUACUUCGAGGCGGCCAGCAUGGACCUACGCUUUCACAUGACAAUAUCCAUUAGCUGCAGAUACUUUUCGACGGUUUGUCCGGUAGCACUGACAUCUUAGCACUAAGCACGGAAGAUUUUCACCACAUUCCCCUCGAUUUUGUGCUCAAACUUUUGCUGUACUUUCCAGGCACGCACGACUAUCGGACGGCUGGAAUCUGGCUUACUCUCGACGUUCUUUUCAUCAUCCAGCAAGGGUAGUUGCCGGAUCUAGUUCCCAUCGCCACAAAAUGCUCUACGAUGCCGAAUUUCUUCAUCCCGGUGUGCAGAAGAAGAACAUACCAUUUAAUGAAGGUUUUUCGUAGUUUUCGUCACGGUAACCACAAAACAAUUCUUUUUGCGGACCAAAUUUGAGUUGAAUCCAGUCAAGAUGGGCAAGUUGUUGGCUAGCGGGGGGCUAUUUACCAACUCGAAUGUGCUAAUUGGGGUGUAUCAUAUUGGGUAUAAAUGAGUUAGGCAUGUCCUGAUACUGAUGCUUGUUUUCGUGAGCCAUUUAGCUCCCCGCUUCGUCCCGAUCUAUUUCCCGGCGGUUGACCUAGCCAACUCAACGAGCAAGUCAGUAGGUGGCGAGGUCUGUUUAGCGAUUCCGGGUUCCCUGAUGCCCCAACGACCCACUGCUAGUUGUUCGACGCGGUCUACUCGAUCAAGUCCCCGGCGGCGGAUCUAGCCCACUCACGAGCUACCCGGUACGGUGUCGAGGUCGGUCCGGUGAUUCCGGUGGAACCUGGCGUCGGGUUCGCUGGUGCCCUGUUACGCGUAUUACUCAACUGGUCCCGGAGCGGUGAAUCUAGUCAACUCCGGCGGAGCGUUCCCUUGCGGCGAAGUUUUCCCGAACCCGAUUUGUUGUUUCAAGGCCGUUAUCUAGUCGGCGGCGCUACUUCGCCAUUUUCCUCAACUGUACUCGUCACUAUUCCGUUGACCGCAUUCCAGAUAUACUCAUCGUGACACAAUUCUUUGACGAUGUUGUCAACUGUCAUGCCGGGUAUACCCUUACGAACUUCUUCGAAUCUUCAAAGGGCAUUUGAAGACCACGUGUUCCGGUGUCUCUUGCACUUUGACCCACUCCGGACAAAAGGGUAACGAAGCAUGUCUAAAUCAAUGCAGGUACUUUCGGAAGCAUCCGUGCCCGGACACAAACGGCGUCAAAUGGAAGUUCACCUCUCCAUGUUUCCUAUACAACCCAUGCCGAAACAUUUGGGAUGAGUCGGUAGGUCCACCUUCCUUUCUUUGCGUUAUCACAAUUUCACCUGCCACUUAGCCAACGAGUUCGCUCUGAUCAAUCUACUUGCAUUUCGUGCAAUCCUCCGCUGGUAGCGUUACACGUCCUCAGCCAGACUGAUGCAGGUGGGAGUCAUCCCGACAAUGACGCAUACCGCCUCUGACGAUAUCGUUAGGUAGGCUGGCUGCGACUGGCGAUAAGCGUAUCGCUGCUAUCUGUGUACCACUAUACGCCUUCCUUAAUCUGAUUAACAUUUGCUGCUUCUCCAGGUUACAUCGCUCUAUUAGUGCGUUCCUCACUUCGUCUUCCAUCGUGAUCUAGUCCAGAUUCCUGCACUCGACCACUGCUUCGUAAACCAAAUCUCUCUUGUUCGCUUCUCCUCCCACCGCUACUGUUACGAGUUCCCGAGCCUUUUCUUUCUGCUUUUUUCUCACCGACCUUUUGGGCUUUUUCUGUUCGUUCUCCGCUCCUAGAAUUUCCCAUACUAUUUUCACGGAACGGGAAUACCGGUCACUCUUCGGCGUCUCAUAGGCUUCUGCUGUAGUAAUGCCACCUAUUCGCUUUCGGCACAUUCCUGUAUGGCUGUAGGAAAGCUAGCUGUGGGUAAAGAAUUAGUUCUCUUCCCCUGCGAGGACAAUCUGUGCCGUAAACUUCAGACUGUCCACUUUACUGAGCCCUUCGGCUCCCUUGUGCCAUUAGUACAAUUUCCUCGAUGAGCCAUUCAACUCCCAACUUGUUCGCGAACUACUCGGUCUAGUCCCUGAAGACUAGCCUACUCCGGCGGAGAGUUCUCUGGUGAGAGAAGCAGUGUCUGUUUUUUUGUUUUGGUUUUAUUUGGUGGUAAAGCUUUCACACGUUCAGUAGUUAGAUCACACUACCGAUUUCAUUCAUCAUGUGCCAGAGUUAGGGGCUCUGAACAGAGAAGAUUAUUCUGAAUCCUACUCUUCUAACCAUCUAGAAGACCGACAUUUGCUAUCCCCCGCAUUCCAUUUGGAAUCAUCGAAACAUGGCGGUGCGGGGAGGUGGAGGGGUCGUGCUAGUUCACAGGUUUUAUCAGCGCCGUAUCAGUCCUGCACGGCAUGAUAUUGUACAUGAGCUCCUAUCUGUGUUGACCAGUUUGAUGUCGUGAUCGAUCCAGAAUUUCGGGUGGUGGAGGAUUGCGCCCUGUUCACUGCUGACGCCUACGCCUUGAAUCAAGCCGGCGAUUUGCUACGGACUGCUCGGAAUAGUCCUGCUCCGACGUUCCCCGGCAGUGGAAGAUCUCCCGAAACAUAUGCUACCCGGGCAGAUGCUGAGGUCGGUCCUGCGGUUCUGGGGCGAAGGUGAGUUUCAGUUCAUAGGCGCCCCAAUACCCAUUUACCAUUUACUUCACGAUCUACGUCUACAUCGAAAUCGUUAUCACGAUGCUGGUCAGCUAGGUGCCAAGUUCAGUCCUGCGAUUCCGAAGGGAGGAUGACUUAAGGCUCUCAGGUAUUCCAGUGAUCGUGCAUUCACUCUAGUCCCCGGCGGUGGAUCUAGUCUACUCCGGUCGCGCCCGUUAGUCUCGUUUAUCUUUCUUCAACAGACUGACUUGUCGGAUGUCAACAUCGCUAUGGCGAUUUUGGUUGGUGAGUGAUUUUCGGUCCAUUAGUGCCCCGACGACCCAGAGCCCUGUACUGCUACGUUACUGGUCGUUGUCCCUCUCGCUAUCUUCGUUGCAACGUUGACAUGACACCCACACAAGUCGUAGAAGUCCCGCGUAUCUGUGCAUCAAUGUGGAGACGCUCGCUAGUAGUCGAUUUGUACUGCUGCUGAUCGCCCAAUUGUUGAUCCGAUACACUCUCCGAACGAAGUUCUCACCUGCUGCACUGCGUUUCGGUUGCUUAUCGAAACCAUCUAGAUUUUGAUAUGAGCUAACACCAGCUUCUUCUCGCGCAUCCAGUCUUCCACGUCAUCUAUCGCCUCCGUGGCGAGUACUUCUACUUUGUAUAGUGAUUCACCGAUCGCUAGGAGCACCACGUUGUCCGCAAAACCAACAAUGGUAAUGCCCCUGGUGAGGCUCAGCAUCAGCAUUCCGUCUUGCAUAUCGAGUACGGAACCCUGUGGAAUUGUGUCGAUCAGUUACCGGUUCGAAAAGUAGCUCCUCAAAGAUACUCAGCAACUCUCAGUCUGUUUAGUGAAUCGGAAGCCUAACUAGCGCUGUUGAAGACGAUUUUUACGUCCAGCGUAACCACUCUCCAGAAACAGUUUACUCUUCUGUUUUGCUUCUGAGUAGUCUCCAUAGUUUCUAUGACCGUUCGUAUGGUAACCAGGGCGGACCUACUUUGCCGGAAGCUGAACUGCAUAUUGGAUAGGACAUUCUCUCUCUCCGUGUAUGUUGUAAGCCUGUUAAAGAUUAAUCUUUCAAGUACCUUGCCAAUUGCAUCCUACAGGCUGAUCGCCCCGUAUGCUGAAGGAUCUUGUGGCUUCAGCAACAACACCAGCUUUUGUCGCUUCCAGAUGUCAGGGAAGUUACCACCGUCGAUACACUUUUCCAUCGCGGUCCUGAACAUAUCCGGGUUCAACUUUGAAGGUUUAACAACCUCAAACAAGCUUUCCAAAAUAAAAAAGCGCAUAUUUUGAUAUAGUGAUUUUGGUGAUGAUAUCUCCUAGAAGUAAUUAUAGAGAAGUAACACUUCAAAAAUAGUAAGAGAUUUGGUGUCUUCAGCAAAAUUGUUGAUAAAGUCAGGCUGCAUAACAUGCAAUAUAUCGAGAUACAAAACAAUAUGAAAGAAAUUUUCUUAAAGCCAGUUCUUUUCAGUAAACCUAGACUUUAGAGACUACCUUGGAUACAAUGUGAAUUUUAUUGUUAAGACACAGCAGAAGAUCAAUUACAGAAUAACUUGCUUUAAAAAUUUUCUUUCACCUAAACACAUAUAAUAUAUUUCGAUGUUUUGAACACACAGAGUAUUUGCGUUAGCGAGUAAUAAUUAUCGAUCCUAUAACCUUUUAUUGUACAAAAGAUACUCCAUUCCAACACAAGCAAACCUGCGCAAUAAUCCCCGACAGUUUUGGAAAUUCGUGAACUUCAAGCGGAAAGAGAACGGAUUACCUACUGAUUUUUGAAGAAGCAGAGUGCUAGUCUGGCUUCGGAGAAGUGUGACCUAUUCGCCACCCACUUUAAAAGCGCAUUCAAUGAAACUAUUUCAUCUGCUGAUCAAAUUGCGCGUGCUUGUAGAGACACUCCAUUAAAUAUUUGUCCUUUGAGAAACUUCACUGUUACAGAUCGUCAGGUUAUAGCAGCAAUCAGUAAGCCAAAAUAUUCAGUCACUCCUGGUCAUGAUGGCAUACCUUCAUGUGUUCUCAAGAAAUGCACGGAUGCAUUAAUUUUGCCGUUGACAACUCUAUUCAACAAUUCCUUUAGGCAGUGUUGUUAUCCUUUCAGCUGGAAAAGGUCAGUUAUGUUUCCUGUAUUCAAAAAAGGAGAUCUGCGAAAUGUUGAAAAUUACAGAGGAAUUACAUCGUUGUGUGCCUGCUCCAAAGUUUUUGAGAUCAUAAUGAACGAUGUGCUCUCUGCAUCCAGGCAAAGCUACAUUUCUCCUGAUCAACAUAGAUUCAUCCCAAAAAGAUCAACCUCCACGAAUCUCGCUCAGUUUGCUUCAUUCUGCUUGCGUAACAUGGGCGUUGGUGCUCAGAUCGACACUGUAUAUACCGACUUGAAAUCAGCAUUUGACAGAGUUGAUCACGCAAUACUUCUGGAACGGUUGAAAUUAAUAGGAGUGUCUUUUGAUCUGAUUCGUUGGCUCGAAUCAUAUCUGAGAGAUCGAACACUUGUAGUAAAAAUUGGAUAUGUGUUCUCUGCCCCAUUUUCGAACAACUUGGGUGUUCCUCAGGGAAGUAAUAUGGGCCCACUCUUAUUCACACUCUUUAUCAAUGAUCUACAGUAUUACCACCGGGUUCUCGUAUAUUUUACGCUGAUGAUGUUAAAUUAUACAUGAUCGUCAAGUGCAUCAGUGAUUGCUUAGCUUUACAACAGCUCUUGGAGACUUUCAAUGACUGGUGCUCCUUAAACUUGCUUACAAUUAGUAUUCAUAAGUGCAGUGUAAUAUCGUAUCAUCGCAAGCACAAACCAAUUUCAUACGACUAUUGUAUUGGAGAACAGCAUCUUGAGCGUGUACUACAAGUGUGUGACCUUGGAGUCACUUUGGAUUCUGCACUCACUUUCCGACCUCAUUUCGAUUAUAUUAUUAACAAGGCAAACCGCCAGAUGGGAUUCAUGUUUAAAAUUUCUAAUGAAUUUAAGGACCCUCUCUGUCUCCGUUCACUUUACUGCGCAUUGGUACGGUCAAUAUUGGAAUCUAACUCCGUAAUAUGGUGUCCGUAUCAAGCAACAUAGAUAGCAAGAAUUGAAGCAAUUCAAAGAAAAUUCGUUCGUUAUGCACUAAGACGCCUUCCGUGGCAGGACCCUAUUAAUCUUCCGCCAUGCGAAAACCGCUGUAGAUUAUUAGGUCUACACACGCUUGAAGCGAGAAGGAGAGUAGCCUAAGCUGUUUUUGUCGCUAAGAUUCUUCUAGGAGAGUUAGAUACGCCAGAAUAGUUGGCCCAACUCCACAUCUAUGCACCGGAACGUGUACUCCGUCAACGAAGCUUUUUGCUGUUGGAACACAGGAACUCCCUGUAUGGUAGCCAUGAUCCUAUUCGUUUCAUAUCUGCCACAUUCAACGAAGUGUUUGCGGAUUUCGAUUUCAACGUGUCAUCUACUACCUUCAAAAACCGGCUAUUAAGUAGUUUCUGACUUACCAGAUAUUUCCUGACGACAUUUUAAUCUGUAUUUUUAUUUGUUGCUUUUGUUUAUAUUUUUUUAUAUUGUUUAUUUUAUUGUAUUAGUUUGUUUUUGUUAUAUUUAUUUCUGUAUUUAUUGUUAAGUUCUGUAUUGUGUAUUUGAAAAGAUAUGGGGUUUUUACGCCAAUUUGAGUAUAGUCAAUGUUUCACUCAAAUUGGUUUUUCCCCAUCCCUUCAUAUUCAUUAAGACCAACUAGGUCAGAUGAAAAAUAAAUAAAUAAAUAAAUUUAUGUCUUCUUCAAAAUUAGUUAUGGAAUGUCUUCAACAAUUUUUUUUUCAUUUUGAAUAUAGACGCGUUAACGUUAGGGUCUUUCGGCUCUUUUACCAGGUUAGAAAAAUUUCUAACCUUAUGUGCGAGGGUUGGGAAUCGAAUUUAGGUGACAUGCGUACAAGGCAAUCGACGUACCAACUACGUUUUGUCUAUCCCAUUCAACAAAGUUGUUUGAAAUAGCAUUUUGAAAAACUUUGCUGAAGACAUUAAAUCUCUAACUAAAUUUGUUUGAAGAAAAAUAUUUUAUAAUUAUAAUUACUUCUAAGAGGAUUAUUCUUUAAGUGUUAUUAGAAGAUGUGCGUUGUAAUGUACUUCAAAGAUACUAAACAUACAAAGUUGACAGUUCCGAAAUAGUAUGUUCGAGACCGUAAACACUUUUUUCGAGCAGUAAUUUUACUUUUCUUUACUAUUAAUCCUCCAAAACGAGUCCUCGUAUACAACAAUUCUCGAGUACUUUUUCAAAUGGACGUAAGUAACAAUGAGAGAUUCUCUUUGAGGUCUUUCUCUUCUGUUCAUUACUCGGCCAUUUCAACAUUUACUACUCUACUCUUUGCAUAAUAUUGUAGUAAAAACCGUCGGCUUUCGAUAUGUACUGGAAAAUUAGUACAAAGUGUUGUAAUGACGUCGUAAUAAACGAAAGAGAAAGUAAACAAAGAGAGGCUCUCAAUGUUACUUACGUCCAUUUGAAAAAGUACUCGAGAAUUGGUUACAACAUUCAAUUCAACACUCAAAUAUACGCCAUUAAAAUCCACGAACUUAAAAUAUUUUGGAAUUUUUGUUAUUUCCGAUCCUGCUAAGAAGCCAUAAAUGAAAUAUAAAUGAUUAUACAAUAAAAAUCAAAUGCUCAUAAAAACUGACCUCGACCAAACGGAAAACGUAAUGUUUCAUCGUUUUCGUUCUACUUUCCAAAAUAUUAUUAUCGUUGUCAAUCACAUUGAGUUUUUGUGACAACUCUGCGCAUUUUUCAAAAAUACAUGUUUAGCAAAUAUUGAAAUGCAUGUAAUUUUUCGGUGAGCCAGUUCGUGUUUAUAAACAGUAGAAAUUAAUCUAACUUCGCUUCGAAGCAUUGUCCCCAAUUCAUAUUCAUCUCUUAAAAAAGAGCUCAUGAUAAUUUGACAACUAUAGGACGUCGGCUAAGAGUUCAGUUACAAGAUCCAAUUCCCACUAUUUUCCAAAAGUCCUCAAAAGGUUCGCAAUGUAGUGAUCAGACAGUAUUUAUCCUAAAUUAUUAUUGUAUCAUAUUUGAUUAAAUUAGUCUGCAUUAGAUUUUUGUCGUAAUUGACCACUGCUCUGUUGGCAUGGUUUCAUCGCACGCUCAUGCUAAGGCCGUUAUCAGAGCUUAAAAAAUGACAUGCCUGCGUGAGCUUGAAAGAGAAACGAAAUUCAAUUCAUGCCCGCCGCGAUGAAUGUAAUAUUUGGUUCGUUCCCCUCGUCAUUCGUUCUCCCGACACAGAGUGCAUUCAGGUGCGGAUAUGUCCGGUUUCAGAAGCAAACUGAAUAUCGUUUUUAUGCUAACUCUGAGAAGGAUUUUUGAACAAAAGUACACCAGAUCUAGAUUUUAAUUCGUAAAUUUUACAUGGUUCAAUGCGUUAGCUCAGAGGAGUCCCGGAUCUUUUAUAUAUUUAUUAGAUGUUAAAAAUAACCCUUACAAUUAUUUUUAUUUAGAACCUGUGGAAUCCCGUGCCAUUGUGGGUGAAGAUCUUUUUUUGGCGGCGGGAAAAUGUUCGUUUUUCACCCUUCUUCGAGGUCAUCCACUUCUCUCUCGUUGUUGUUUACACCCAUAUCUUCAUCUUGAUUGCUGCCUUGAUACUCGCGAUCAGAUGUUAUUUUUAGCUACUUGCCGUUGCGGGACACGAGUGUGAUCUCUCCAUCUUUGGUAGUAGCUUCAGCAGCCCCCAAUUUGGCAACCGUUUGUGGAACAGGUAAAGAGAUUGAAGCUUGGGUGUUGGCAUUUAUUUCUGUAGAUGAGCUUUCCUCGAUGGUUUCUGGCAUGUGUUCUGUUCACAGAACUGACACUGAAUAUUAGUUUGUCCUUGAUAUGUAUAGUAAUUUUUUUUUUUUCGUUCGCUUUGCAUUGGCUCAGACAGAAGCAGAAGCAGUAUUGCUAUCUCAAAGGAAUCGUUGAUGUAGUCAAAUCUAGUGAAGUAUAGUCAAGUCCAUUUAUUUAAAAUAAAAGUACAAGCGGAACAAGUUACUUCGAUUCAAUAACUCGUCGACUUGUGAAAUUAUUUUUGCCAUAAUCAUGUCAACUUAACGACCCUAAAUCCUGCACAUCCAAAAACGCUUCCGUUAAAUCCUCCAUAUGACACACCGCACGCCAUCUUAUCACAUUGUCGAAACGCUCACCCAAAUAUCCAAGGAGUGACCCGUAAUGAGCUGAAAUUAGUUUUAAUUAAGACAAUCAACUGCUGACAACGGCUCAUCUGUCGGAGAGUGCAAGCAGCGGGAAAAC